This is a messenger RNA of Corvus hawaiiensis (hawaiian crow), 19098 nucleotides long. It is a transcript of the gene EPGN, whose product is annotated as epithelial mitogen. Bases 1561 to 2040 code for a protein of 159 amino acids. Gene Ontology annotation, biological process: positive regulation of cell population proliferation; positive regulation of mitotic nuclear division; epidermal growth factor receptor signaling pathway. The record is from RefSeq and is a predicted model, not a curated record. NCBI's taxonomy places the organism in Eukaryota, Metazoa, Chordata, Aves, Passeriformes, Corvidae. The transcript is spliced from 5 exons.
UCGGAUUCAGGCCAGAUUAAAUUCUCAUUGUGCAGCUGGGUGUUGAAAGCAAGGCUCGUGAACCUCAUCCCUGCUUGGGACUGAUAGCAGAGGUUAUCCAGGUAGGCAUAAACACUCCUGUCUGUCCGGGGAGUGUGCAAGCUGCACUCAAUCAGUGUGCAGGCAUGCAGUAAUUCAGGAUAGCAAAGGAAGGGAAAAGCCUCCUGGAAUGCAGUCCAUGAGCAGGAAAACGCAUAAUUAAAAUAAUGCAUAACUAGCUUGUGUUUUUCCCUUAACAUGUGAAGUGGUUAGGUGUAAUCCAGGAGAUCACUGAGGAAAGCGCAGUGGAGAGGGAGAACUUGAGCCAACCAGAAUUACUAGGGUAUUUAUUAGAGGACUUUUGGUUUUAAAAUAUAAAAAUUGUGAAAUGUUUUUGUUGCUUAGAGCUCACAGUUGAGGAAGUGAGAGUUGUUGCUGAGGUGAAGCGUGGAGCUCUCCUUUGGUCAAUCAGGUUGUUGCUGUCUUUGUGUGUUACUGAACCGGGCUUUUCCAAUUACCUGCUCUAGUCUGGGCACAUCAGUACCCUUCAGAGAGACCAGUCCUACUUGUUCCAAGCUGCGUAUGACCAAGGAAGCUGGACGGCAGUUGGGGCUGUGGAGAAUGGUUUAGUACAAGAUGUGUGUUUGACAGGUCGGUUCUAGAGACCUGUAAACACUUGAUGUAAAAAGCAUCACUGUUCUCAUUUUGCAUAGUCACUUCUUGGAGAGGCAGAGGUGGGCUUUUCUGGUAGAAAUGAAGGGAUCUACUGCUAUAGGAGGCAACAGUUUACCUGCUCUUUUAGUCUGUGUUUCUUCAGUGCUUGUGCCUGGCCAGCUCUGGACUUGCGCCCCGCAGCUCCAGACGGGAAUCUCAGGCCUUAAGCAGGCUGGUGGGCUGACUUGCUUCCAGGGCUGUGCACAGCCAGGCUGAAUGGAGAGUGAUUAGCGCAACCCUCAGGCUUGCAGGGCCUAGGAUCAAAGGCCUCCCUCUGGGAGUCACUGAUGGAGAACAUCAUCCAAUAUCUUUGUGUCUGAUCGCUUCCUAAUCUCAGCACUAGUUGUUCUCGAAGUUCCUCUUCUGGAUGGCAGGGACUGAGGGACAAGGAGGACCAGGGGGAGGAGCAUUAGCAGAGCAGGUCUCUGCUCUCUGAACUCCAGCGUAGCAUCCUGAGGGUGAAUUUCACACCAUUUUUUGUUUUGCUCGCCUUUGUUUUGCUGGUUUUUUGUUCUUCUACUCUGUCAGAUUCUGGGUCUCGCUCUAAAACUGUACCUUUGCCUGCACUUUUAUGCCCACAGGUAAUAGGAAACCAGGGUUUCAAAAGAAAACCUGAUGCCGUUGCGAGAUAAUAGCAGUUUCCUAAAUAAAUGUGUGGUUGCCCCGGGGGUUAGGUUGUUACCAGAUGUACCUUUUCUUGAUUGGUGAGAACAGGAGAUGACGCUUCCUGGCGUAUAAGUGCAAGAGAAAACACAGGAGCACAGAUAAGCAGAGCAAGCAAGCCACCUGGAAAGAAGACUGGAGAAGGUGUUAAGGCAGCUGCCUGCCAUGGCAUUUGGAAUGCUAAUCUAUAUUUUGCUGAAAGUAAGCAUCUAUUUGCAUUACACAGCAAUGGGGGCACUGAGUGAAGAGUCAGCUAUUACUGCUUCAUCCCUCAGCACUGACUUAUGGAAUAAUUGGACAAAAAACAACACUGAAGUAGACUACACAGAGCAGCCAAAGCUCUUGAAGCUGAUGCAGAGCUGCCUUGAGGAGCACCACAGCUAUUGUAUCAACGGGCUCUGCGCCUUCCACAGUGAACUGAGGAAGCCCAUAUGCAAGUGCCUUGCAGGUUAUAAUGGAGAGAGGUGUGAACAUUUAACACUAAAUUCAUAUGCCCAUAAUUCUUACGAGCGCUACAUUGCUGUGGGAAUUGGUGUAGGAAUACUGACCAGUGGAAUACUUGCCAUCAUCUACUGCUAUGUAAGAAAGAGAUGCAGGAAACUGAAAUCACCCUACAAAGUGUGCGUGGGCGAGACAGCGUUGUGAAGCCCUGGUGCUGGGACACUCACCAGUUUGCCUGCAAAGGAGGGGAUGUUCUGCUGGGAAGGCCCCCUGCACCAUCGGACAGGUACCCCGGCCUCGCUGAGGAGACGAACUCGAGGGAACAGCAAAGGAGUGCUCAAAGGGAACUCCCGCAGGACUGACAGGCUCUGUGUGUUGUUGAAGAAAGACUUCCUCUCUUGGGUGAGGGUGGCUCAUGCUCAGGUCCAAGCAGCUGAGGCCACUGGCAGGCCUCUCGGCGCUCUCUUGUGCCCGGUGUUUGCCGUGGGGAGGACUGGUUGGUUUUAGCUGUUUUCAGUCAUUUCAAGCACUCGUACAGUGUUCUGCUUUGGUCUUUUGUGUGUUUUGUUUGGUUUUGUUUUCUUCUUUUUCCUCCUCUGGAGGAAAAGCACCACCUCCCUCACAGUGGAGCUGUAUUCUGGACAUCAUGCACUGCCCAGAAACCAUUUGGGUUCUGAUUUUGGUGUAUGCUGGCUGUGUGUGUGGAUAAACAGCCCUCUCCCAACCCAGCAGUUACCUUCAGUGUGCUGGGCCAAGUGUGGGCUUCUGGUGCCAUAAAGGACAAAAAAAUGCUUUGGACUAAGGAAAAUGGCUGGUUCUCAAAACUUUGCUUAAACUUAGGAAUAUAGAGAGUAGGCAAUUCCUGGAAAAUUAGACCAUGACACCUCUGGGCAUGGCAUGUUCUUAUUGUUUUCAUGAGCAAAGCAACCAGAUGCCUUUCUCAAAAUGGAUUAUGGAGUGUGCUCGUGACAAAGAACUCUCCUCUUCCCAAACAUCCUAUGGCAGCUCCUCAGUUCCAUGGAAUUCCAGGCAGAGUAUUGCCUUGCUGCACUCUGAUUUCUGCACAAGACUUGAAUUGCUAGAGAAGUUGGAAUUUUGUUAUGAAACUUCAGUACAUCUUUUCUCAGGAAACAGACUUCCUCUAUUCCAUUCUUGUAUUAUGGGCACAAUGUGACCACUCAAAUAAGAAAGAAAUUAUCUUAGGGAUUCAGUUCCACCCUGGACUAACAGAUUCCAUAUAGGAUGCUUGGUUCUCUUCAUCUUAUCUACAAAGAAUUGGGAAGGUACAAAGACUUGAUUCAAGGAAAAAGGAAGAAAAUUGGUUCUGAAGAUGGUGGCACUAACUGGGACUUCUCACUGACAGCUGGAGUGUUCGCCAGUGCUGAUGUGACUGGAGAUGGCUCUCAAAGAUUUUCAUUUCAGCUGUUGCACAUUGUAGGCUCAUCUGCUGUGCUCAGCCACCUACCAGAGAAAGGCAGUUGGUACUUUGAGAUCUUGUGGGGUAAUAUCGGCUCCUAAAUUCAGGUGCCCUGCUGAAAGCUCAGUUUCUUUGUUGUGAGUUGAUUUUCACAACAAGGACGCAUGUGGUUUGUUGAAAAAACUGUGUAUUUGUGAGACUGCGGUGACAAUGCUGAAAUGUGUAUGAAAGGUGGGGUUCGAAAGGGUAAAGGUGCGUGUGGCACUUGAAUGGUCUGAAGCUCAGGGGGCUUCUCAUGUUGGGGUCCUGGUCAGUAGCUGAGCCAUCUUGGCUCUGUGAUACCAAUAAAUAAAACAGCACGUCACACACUGCUUGGAAUCCCAUGUAACAGAGGGAGAAGCAGCAUGUGCAUACACAAAAAGGAUUGCUGGUGAGGAGAUGGAUGGACACCAGUCCUCUCCUCUGCACAUUGACACCAGCGUUUUCCAGCUCUCAGCCUUUUUGUCUUCUUCAUCUCCAGUCAAAUCUUCAAAUCUUUGCACUGUUUGCUCCUUUUCAUUCUUCUGACCUUUUCUUAGGUGCCACAGAUAACUUGUGCUCUUCACAGUCAUCAGGUCAGCUUUCAGUAGUGGCCCUAACAUCUUGUGUGUCACACGUAUGUGGUGAGAAGGCAAUUAGAUGUGAAUUACAGUCUGCACAUCCUCACAAACAAAAAACACCGUUCACCCCUCUCACAUGGAAAUUGAAAACGUGCAUGUUAUCAGGAAAACAAGGUGAGAGAUCUUUCUCAUUGGUCUCAGAGAAAAUUUUAGAGCUGAAUAUCCAAAGGAUGAAAAGCCUUAGAGUUUUUAUCACGUGAGUGAAUCUCCCUCUCACCACUGAGUUGUCUCUUCCUGCAUGCACACUGCCAGUGUUGGGUUCACUUCCCAAGGACCAGCCCUUCUCCGUUGCAGAGGCUGUGUCUUGGAGCAGGCACACACCCUACACAACUGGCUCAGGGGGUACGUGCACUUGUCACAGAAGUUCUGAGGGCAGGAGUUAGAACAACUGGACUUCACCCUGCCCAAAGAAAACUGUUGGAGAGAGAUGCAUUCGUACUGAUGUUUGUUAUACCCUUUGUGUACCAGUGGCCAGGAUAUGCAAGUGCCUCUUCAGGGGUAUUUACUCAUUGCAUUGAGCCAUUUUGUACCUACAGCAACAUACACUGACUUCAUUUUUUCCAUGUUCGGUUAAACAGAAGCGAAAAGGAAGGUUUACUUACAGGCCACAGUUUAGCAGGAGACUACAUAGUGAAUAUGGUUUUCUAGUUGGCUUUCUGGCCCAAGGCGGCUUUGGAAGUGAGAGUUUGCUAAUAUUUUUCUGCUAGUAGAAGAAAAGCUGGAGAGUGAAACACCAGAUGAGCCUGUGCCAUGCAAAAUGAGACUGUGUGUCAGGGCAGAAUGAGAAUAAAAUGGAAAGAUGAAGAUGGGAAGGAAGGCAGGAAGGAAGGAAAGGAAGGAAAAGGAGAUGUUUGCUUUAUUGUAGUUUCCAUUUUCCAAGUGGUGUCAAGGCUUCCAGCAUUGGGUUCCUCGCCACCUGGGUGCUGUGUGCCCGUCCUGCAGAAGCACAGCCUCAGAGGCGGCCCCAGCUGUGUGUGAGGCAUCGCUGUAUGACUGACUCACGGUGCAGUUUGGCUGAGGGAGUCUGCAUGGCCUCUAAUCGCUUCGUGGAGUCAGCCCUGCUGAGCCCUGCCUUGAUAAGUGACAGAUGCUGCCAGCCUGGAAUGGUGUGUUGCUGCUUACAGUGCUGAAUUUCCUGCAGAACUGGCCCGUCAGAGGAUCAGGAUCAUCUUUCCUGGCUCAUUUAUCAGGCUCAGACUCUUUCUGUAGUGGCAUAAUUAAGCUUCUCCUUCCCAUUUCAGCUGCACGUGCCAAAACCUGUCAUUUCAAGAGGAGGCCCUGUGUUUGUGUGACUUCUAGGCAGGCCUGCCUCGGCUGUGAGUGGCAGCAGCUCAGCAGGGCCAAGGCAGAGACAUCAAAGACCAGGAUCUGCCUUUAUGAAGGACAGAGCACUUGCCCUGUGCGUGAUCCUGGCUGGUGGAACCACAGUGGCUUUUCCUGCCAGCACAUCUCUCAAACUGAGUUGCCCUUAAGACACUCAGCCCUGAACCUCCUUCACUGGCAUCUGCAGCCGCUGUGCAGGUGUGCUGGGCUUCCACUGGAACACCUUCCCUGAAUUCAACUCCCAUUUUCUGCUCAGGUGUGUGGGUGGCCUGCAGUUUCCCUGAUCCCAGCAAGGUCUGUUUCAAACAGUGAGAUGCAAGCCUGGGAAAAAGAUGGCUUUAAAUACACUGCCUUUGGUUUGGGAGGGAAGUGUAAGGAGCUGGAUUGAUGCUCUAAGUGCGCAGUGUCCCUGUCCUGCCUGCCUGCCCAGGCACACUGGUGGCUGGCAGGCAGGUAGGAGACAAUUUUUCCUUGGAGAUUUUCUCUUAUGCCUAGUAACCCAGAGUAUAUUUGGAUAAUGACACAUCAGGGUUUCUUCUCCAUCCCACUUACAGUAAAAGUACAAAUCUGAUUCGUGCUGCUGCAGCCAGCACAUGGCUACCUAAGUACAACCUUGUGUACUAAGAACUAGCUGUGAAACUGGUUACUUGCUAGUGACUCUCAACUUCAUGCAAAAAAAACCCAACCCAAAACCCCCCAAAAAACCCACCACAACCCGCACCCCAAAAAAAACCAAAGCGAAAAAUCAAACCCGAAAAAUCAUAUUCCUCUCGGCAAAAUUUUAUCGAUUUGUAAUUCUUUACACCCUUUAUAUGUUUUUUUUCAUUUCUGGUCUAUGAAAUACACUGUAGGUGGCAAAGCAUCCCACAAGUAAAAGGCUAAUUUGGCAAAAUAAUUGAUUUAAUAAUUAAGUUCAGAAUAUCUCCUGUCACCUCUGAAGCUCACAAUUCUUAAUGGAUUGCCUUUAGACCAUCCCAAGGAAACAAGGCUUUGAGAAUAAUGUGCUGUGGAGAACUGAAACAAGGAAGGAUUAAAGUCACAUGAAGGACAGGCAUCAAACUUCAAAUCUUUUUAAAAAGUAGAUCAUUCUUCUGUGAGUUCUUUUAAGACAUGGUGCUUGGGUAGAUCAAUAGCACAAUAAGUGUUGAGAGAGGGAAAAGACGGAUCAGACUUUUAAAAAUGCAAGUUUGAUGACAAAUAGCAAGUUUCUUUUUGAAUAUUCAUUUCAGUUCUCUCGUGUGAUGUGAAUGCAGAUUUUCUGUUUGUGUUUUAACUUUUACAGCUAUUCAGAAAAGUAUCAUGUCAAAGUGUCAGUGUUUGAAACCAGACCAUUUACACGAUGCAGAUAAAUAAUCUGAAGGCUGGAUUCAGUCAGCUCUGGCCUUGUCAUAGGCAGGGUCUUCACAGCCCUGCUCAUUUCAGUGAAUGCUGGCGCAGAACCCAGCGCUGGCUGCUCUGCAGUCUGUGUGUCACAGAGUUCCAGCGUUGCUUACUCUUACCCAUCCUGAGCCUUGCUCGGAACAGGGAAACGCCUGUAGAGGUCCCUAUUGUACUGCAAAUCCAGGAAACCACUUGGGACUCCUCCUUUACGACCCAGUUAACAAACAAACAAACAAAAAGUGCAGGUACUCAUUAAAAGCUCAGUGUAAGUAGUCAUUAAUUAUCAUGACAGCAAUAAAACCUUGUACUAUGACUAGACUUGGGGCUGCUCCUACUCUCGCUGAGCUGAGUGGGAGCGAGAGCAGGUUCUGUCAGCAGCAGAUCUUGGUGAGCUGAAGGAGGUGUGCACGAGAGGGAACUGUUCACUGGGCUGGUUUGGGAGCACUGGUACUCCAGGCCCUUUUGGCUCUUGGCUGCACUGGUGGGAAGAGCUCACUCUGUGUGGCUGCUGGGGUUGGGAGCUGGGACACAGGCUGGUUUUGGUUCAGAGCAAGGUUUGACUUGGUAUGAAGCCCAUGGCCUGUGGGCAAGCAAACCUCUAAAUGAGAGAUUGCUCGAGUCAAAUUAAAAUUCUAAUUUCAUUUUUCAUAAGUAUAAACAUAAAAAUAGUUUCUGAGACAGUUUCACAGACAAAUUAGGGUUAAAACUGCUGUAAAUGCUUAUUCUCUGGAGCAGUUUGGGAUGAGCUGAACUUGGUAGUUGAGGCAUGUCCUGAAUAGCCAUUCUGGGGGAAUUUCCAUUUGAUGGUUUGGGAGUUUUGCCCUGUUGUGGAAUUGGGGCCGCCUGUGAAUGGUCACCUGCCUUAGCUCUGGGCUCAGUUUUUUAAUUCAUAAAAAGGUCAGAGGUAUCCAAAGGUGAGGUUUCGAUUCCAUGUCUGAGUCACUUAAAUGCUAAUUUUUAAUCAAAACUUCUUGUUGAAUUUAUCUGGUGAAUAUUGGCAAGGAAGUCUCCUAGUAUAGAUUCUCUAGUGGCAUUUCUUUUUAACGGGAUUUUGUCCUUUAAUAAGCAAAAACACAGUUUGCUGCAUUUUGAAUACCUGAUAUUCAAAUGCCAGAUGUGUUUCCUGGCCAGGACUGACCAAAAUGCAUCAUGACAGCAUUGUCCUUGCCUGAUGGGAGCCAGGUUGAUGGAGGCAGCUUCCUAGGUGGGGUAUGUCUGUGAGCCCAGAGCUGAGUGUCCCCAUCUGCUGCCUCAGGCCUGAAUUGCUCUUGGAAGCCCAGUUUUUGAAACACUAUUGCUGUGUGCCAGUUCAUCUGCUAUCACCUUCAGCUUCCCAGGCCAAGGGGAGCAUUAAAAUCCGGUUACAGGAGUGUGAGAGCAUGGGCCCCGUCACUCCAAACCUGCUAUGUUCUUUGCCUUUUUUUUUUAAUUGUUCAGGGGUUUUUUUUGUUUGGGGGGCACGAGGAAUGCAAGAACCCUUCCUUUCUCCUCCUUGUCCAAGGCUGUUGUGCAGAGAGGCCUGUCCACAGCUCCCUCUGGCAAGUAGCACAGCCAGGCUUGAGACACGAGAGGACAGGGCCCAGCUUUGCAAGAACGUCUGAGUAACUCGGGCAAAGCUAAUUUGUUUGACAUCAUUUCUGUACGUAAGGCUAAGUCUGUUUGUGUCCCAUUGUUCUGGCAAAUCCCACGAUGGACGGCAUUUUAUUGACUUCUGCCAGCCGUUCAACAGAGCGCAGCAGCGGAUUUGGCCAUGAGCACUGUUCCAGGAAGCUGCUUUAAUAGAUGCCAAUGCCGAAAUCAAAGGCUGUGGGGCAACAGCUGGGCCUCGCAGGGAACUGUGGCAGCUUCACCACGGGGAGGACCCGAGUGCUUCCCUUGAGUGCAUCCCUGAUCUGCCAGCCGGGCAGGCCAGCAGCCACCUCUGGGCGAGGGAAGCAGGGCAGGAUGAGUCAGUGACAUGGAGUGGGAGGGGGACCUUGAGUUACAGGCCGUGCCAGAACAUGCAAGAUUUGUCUGAGAGUUUUGUGCUUUUCCCCUUUUCAAGGCUAUGGCAUUGCAUGUUCAUGGGCGUUUCUUGGAGGGAUGCUCUUCAGGAAGGGAAACUCAAGGAGAGCCCCCAAGUGGCCUUGUCUGUGUUUGGGAUUUUUGGAAACGCAGCAUCUCAGGUGCUGAGGUUUUGGGUACAAGUCUUUGUGGUUCUGACGUGGUACUUUGGUAGCUUAAUCUGCCUUGUGUCUCAGGAUAGAUGAGUCCUGCAGUGCCUGCUACUGCUGUAGCAGUGCCCUUUCAGGCCAUCCAGGUUUGCUGGAGUGAACCGAUGCACUGAAACACAGGCAGGACUCCCAAGGAGCUGAAAGAGAGGAAAUUCUCUUGCCCUUUCCCCUUGCCUUGUUAAUGCUUCUCUUGACUUCUUUGGUGGCAUGUUCACGAUGUCUCUUGUGCAAAUAGAUAUGAAAGUUCUCCCUCAGGCAUUUCUCAGCCAUCUCCUGAAUUCCUUUCUCCAUCACUAACGAUGUUUUCCAUCAAGAUUACAGCAGGAAAAAAAUGUUCUCUAUGGGCUAGGUGCUCCCCUGUGCGUGAAAAGUGUGUUCAGGAGCCAAGAAACACUAGGAGUUUCUUCCUGAUUGUUCCCAAGAAGAAUGGGGAGUGACGCAGGCAAAGGGCAUGACCUUACACCAACACACACACUCCAAGGCCUGCACAGAAAUGUCCGUGACCUCAGCAUGACAAUGAGGGAUUUGGGGGUGGUCUGGCCCAGUUGGGUGUCCCCUCACAUUCCUCCCUGACCUUUUCCUUCUGGCCCAGAGGGGUUCCUUUCAGCCUCAUCCUUCCUGGCCUACCCAAGACAGCUGUCUCCCCUUCCCACUAGGAGCAGGUGCCCUUGUGUAAUUUGGGUGCCACAUUCAAAUUGCAGCCUGAAAGGACUUUAAAGGGGUGUUUAAGAUGAUGCCAAGUAAAGGUUAGUUUGAUUGCUUUUUAAACCAUUAAGGAUUUGUGAAAUGUACUGGUGGAAUGACUCCACUAAAGGCUUUUCAAGACAAUUAAUCAUAAAGUAGGGCUCUGAUUUUCCCAACCAGCUCUGGCCUAACUCCAAGCCCUGCUGCAGGCUGUAGUAAAACAUUUGUUGUCUUCAGUGGAUACAGACUCAGGCUACUUGCACUGCCUUCAGUCCAUGGAUAUAUAGGCAUUUAUGGCUUUUGAGUGCAGUGGGAUUCUUAAAAAUUCCUAUUUUUUUGUGGUGGUUUCUUGAAUGAGAAGUAUCAUGAUACAUAAGAAGAGCAAGGUGAGAGAUACAAGCCAACAUGUCACUCGAUAACAGCAACUCAGAGAUUUAAGUGUGCUUUGAAUGCUACUCGAAGGUUAAAAACCCUGAGUGGAGGAGGAAGCUCAGGGGCACUUGGCCCAGUGUGUGUGUGUGUCUGUGUGUGUGGGCACAAUUUGGGUAAAGCCUGUUGAAAUCCUGGGCUGCCACAGGGUUCCUGGGGACUGUGCAUUGUCCAUAAUUUCAGUGAAUUGAAGUGACACUGCUUCUCUCCCUCAAUACAAAUAGGUCUAUGUAUGUGCAUUGAAAGAAAACAUGGCACAGAUGGGAGACAAAUUCCCUUUGUCUUUCAAACAUUGGAAUACAUUUAAGACUGUGCAUUGCUUCAUUAUUUUCACAUCCUUCCUUCAGCACUUAAGCUGUGUGCUAAAUUCCUAUUAUGCCAAAUGACAUUUUCUGUGAUCAGUGUCCAGGUGACAUGGAAAAACAUGGUCAAAUAUUGACAGAGGUGCCCUGUAUGUGUCUGAUAGAAAAUCUCUGACUUUAAUGUGCAUACCAUACCUUGUGCUGAUGAGGAGCCAAGACUCUGCCCUAGAUAUUAGGUGGUUUGGUAAUGUUGAACAGCAAGUUUGUCUUUAUUUCUCAUAAAAAUAAUCUUUGUUGACUGAGAGCUUGGGUUCACGCAGAUCAGUACAUGUGCAGAAAGCCCUGCAGAAAACGUUCCAUUAUUCAUUGCAGAAUUCGGGGAAACCCAAACCCCAGCAAUGUGGGGAGAGUCGGACCCCCUGUGCCCCUCACUGUGUCUCUCCUGAGGCCCAUGCAGGGUUUGGAGUGGGGGGCUAUGCCCUGGCAUAGGGGCAGGUCUGUAUGCGAAAGGUGCAGAUCAGGCCCUGCACAAUCUUCUUAUUCUGCACCAGAGAUUUAGUACAGUCCUUUCCACAAGCAAAUUACCCCAGGGUCUAUGGUCUUGUGCAGAAUGCAAAAAUGAUAAUUGAUAGUAAUUACAAUUAAUAUAAAUAAGACAAAAUUACAGUUCCAUAUGAUUUAAUACAAGUCACUGCCAAAGAAGUUGAAGUAAAAGGUUUCCACAUAUCACGUGGAGUGAGAUGGUACAAAAGCAGCUUCGUCUGCUUCAGGUGGCCUGUUAGUUCAGAGGCUUGAGCUUUAACAUGGUUCUUGUCUCUUUGUAAAGCAACAAGCUACCUGGGUUCCAGGCAGGAGCUAAAAGCUUAUUUAGCCUGUGCUAAGGGUGAGCAAGCAGCAGAGGGAAAUAGCACAGAUUGUUGGGCUGAGACCACCAUGCACAGGGUCUGACAUGUCCCAAGGGAGCCAGGCCCAAGGGACGGAGUGGUCAUGGCAUGGGAAUAUAAUGACCUGAUGGUUUUCCACUCUUAAAUCUCUCUCCGUGGUCACCUUUAAAUUUCCCUUCUCCCGCAGUAUGGAUCAGGGCUGUAGCAUCAGGAGGCAGCAGUGCUGCUCUGGCUCAGCAUCCACAGAGGAAGUGAUCCAUGAGAAGGGCAGGAGUGGAGCACAGGGACAAAGGUAUGAGUCCCUGCCUCUGCACACAUUCGGUAAGUUGCAGACCCUGUGCUUGCCUCCCUGCUGCCAUCAGACAAAUACCCAAAUAGCUACAAGGAUGCCACAGGGAUGAAAGUGUUACAGACUUUGAAGGUAGGUCAGAGUUGCUGGGGUAUGGUAAACCAAUGCCUAGUCCCUAAGUAACAGUUUGUAGCAUAAGUAGCAUCUGUAGAUAGAAAACCAGUCUUGCUCCCAGCGUGAACUCUGGGGAAAGCAGGCAAUGUUUCAGCAGCCAGCUGAAAUUAUCCGGAGAUUCCCCUGGCCUGUCAUGCUGCCGUGAAAGUGGAGCCUUCUCUGCCUCUGCUUUUGCUUUUGCUCCUCGCCUCCUUCAGCCCUGCCAUCCAUAAACAACUGGGGGGAGUUUCGGGUGUUACUAAUUUUAAUAAAGUGGUUUUAAGAAUGUUUUGCCUCUCACAGAGCUUUCAUAACAUAUAGUAAUAGAGGCUUUUGGCAGGACCAGUAAAGCAAAUUGCUCCCACCCUCCCUUAGCAUGCGGUAAGCUGUGUGUUCCCCAGCAGCCACGUGACUGAAAGUCUGAACACAGCGCAGCACCUGGGAAGCUGGGAAUGCCCGUAUGAAACACGCAGGCUCCGUGUCCAGCACAGAAACACCAGCCUCUGCUCUCCCACACUCACUGGGCCCAUGAUCUCUGCCAACUCAUGGAGUUCUCUGGAGCUGCUUAUUUUGGAGAUGAUGAGGAAUGUUCUGUCACUGGGGAUGCACAUCCUUGCACCAUGGUUUACUCUAAGCCUUAAUUUUCUUUGCUUUUGAGGGCUUGCAUCAGAUUUUUAGGCACUAUUGAACAGAGACAUUUGUGUUUAUCUGCCUACCUGGUAAGGGAAAGGUAAGCAAUUUUUAUGCUUCAAAUGUCUCUCAUAUCUCCCCAAGGGCAUUUAGUUAUCUCAUUCCUUGGCUGUAGGUACAGUUGUAGUGGGUGUAAGUUACAGCUUCCUCCUACUGUAUCUGCAAAGCAAUCUGGAGCCCAGCUGAGUUCAUAGCGCAGUAUGCAGUGAUCUAUCUUAGAACAAGUAGGGUCGGGAUUUCACACUGCUGCCUUUUUGCCCUUGUUUUAAAUUAAACAAGUUCCUGAUGAUUUGUUUUACAGUGAACACCUGUUUCAGGUGCGGCUGUCACUGUUUGGGUGGUGCUAAUGAUAGGUUAGAGGGCUGUAACACAGGCCUGACAUUUCCUAGGGAUGACACCAGAGCAGUCUGUGCCCCUCACAGGAGCAGAGGAGAAAAAAAUGGUGUCCUGUCUCAGAAGGUUUUGGGAACACCACUGAGGUUAUGCUGGGAAUCAGACUGAAAUGACACUUGUUCCAGUUUUUUCUUGCUUGUGACAUAGCAUAGGAGUCUUGUCCUUUUAACCAAAGUCUGGGGGAAGUGGCUGAAUGCUUUGCUGACAUCUGACCUGAUGCUACCAUGAUUGUAGCCUGGUGUUACAGUUCUUCAAGGCACUUGUGUUUGGAGCUAAGGAUGUCCUGUCAGACUACCUGGCAUCAGCACGCUCCCAGUAGUGGGUUAUUCACAUGUGAAUGAGCAGUGACACAACUUGGUGCUUCUACUUCUACAUCAAGAGUUCUUAGUGUUGCUCUUCUGCUUGCUUCCAAGCUGGAGCUUCCCUCUGCACGAAGGCAACUCCUCCAUCCCCCAGAGCUGGCUACCCAGUUAGUCAAAUACAAGCCAACCAGGAUAGGUGUGCCUUGCUUUUAAUACAGCUUUUAGCUGAGAGGGAACUUUUGAGCAUCUCUCUAGCUCUGCUGGGAGGUUUUGUCCUGAGAUGCACUGCCAAAACAUAAGAGCUUGGCUUUAUGACUUCUUUUUGAAAGCUAUCUUUAGAUUUACCGUGGAAAACUUGCAGAUUAUGGACAGGUAUCUAAUUUUUGACCAUCAAAACACCCUAUUUUGCAACACUGAAGAAAUUCACAAGAAAAUUUAGAUUUUUCUCUGUGUGUCACUGUCUUCAUUCGGCUGGAAUGGAUCGUUUAUAUGAAAGAGAAAAAAGACCCUGCAUCUCAGUAAUAUGUAGCAACAAGCAUUCAUAUCAGUGUAAAUCCCUUACCUUCUCUGCCUGAGUGAAAACUACACAGCAUAAGCCUCUGGGAAAUAAUGCCAACAAUAAUGUAUCAUUCCUUUCAUUUAUAGUUCCCUGGCAAAUGCUCUCCAAAUGCGCCAACUCUACAAACAAUUUGUACAAGCCAUGAAGUAGAAGUCUUGGUAUGUACCAUGAGAGGCAGUGCAUGGUCAGUACGGGUUGUGCAACAUUACCAGUGAAGUAGGAGAGAGAGACGGACUUGCUGCAGAUGGGCAUGUAUCAAACUGGUGAAGUGCAGCUGAGGGGCUUCUGACAGGAUAUUUACAAAUUACUGAUAUCCUGUUUAUGGGAACCGUGUAAACAAUCGAAGGCCGUUGCCCAAAGGCUCCAGUGUUACUCAGAUCUGCGUAAAAGACAGUUCCGACACGUGCAGUGCAGUUGGCAGCUCUGAUGGUGUGACAUGGCAAUCAAAGCUGCUCCGCUGUACUUAAAUGCGCACAGCGAUGCGCAGCGCAUUGCAUAAGGUGCGUGAGACACUGGGAAAACGCUUGCAGAGAGACCUCUGGUUUAGUUUAGUUAACCUGUGCGCCCUUUAAAGUGGCUGGUUUGGAAAGAUGGGUAAUUAGCUUUGUAUACUGUAGCUCUUCCUGGAAAUCUCUCUCCUGGUUCUCAAAGAGGAAUGUUACUGGAACAAACCAGGGGGAAGGGUUGAGGAGGCAGGAUGGAGACAGAAGAGCAGAGCUGUGUUCUGCACAGGCUCUCAGGUCUGGCAUGUUUCACCUGAGACAGGCCGUCUCCUGUGCUGGCUUAAUGGGCUUCUGGCUGAUGUCAGGCUGCUUGUGUGCUGGGUUUGGGCAGGGUAGCUUAAUCUGGGUGUGGAGCUGGAACGUGAGUGUGUGAUGCUUGAGGGGGUGACCUCGGCUGUAGGCACGCUGCAAGUCAAGGGCCAAAAGUGUCUCAUCCCGAGCAUCUGAUGUGCAGCUUCACAAAAAAGGAGUUCUCAAGGAUAUCUGUUGAAAAUCCUAUAGAGGAACUGUUGUUGUUCAGAAGUUUAGCGAGGUUCAGAGACCGAACUUGUGUUUGGCAGCCUUGGCUAAUUCAUCCUUGUUCCCUAGCCCUUAAUUUCCUGUACGAAGGACAAAGACCCUGGCUGCAGGAGGAUCGAUCAAGAACUGCCAGCCAUAGCUUAGUGCUGUUGUUAAUUUAAUAGCAUCGCUGAUCUAAUUGAACCCAGCCCUGGCCUUUGUCCUGUCCCACUUGAUUUACACGCAUGUGUUCCCAGUGUCAUAAAGGAAAUCUCCUGCCUCUCUUAAAUAACACUAAGCUGCAGGAACGAGGACGAGAGGGUGGAUAUGUAGAUACCACACAGAGGAGUUUUCCGUGGAAGUGUUACAGUCAGCCGACUGGCUGCUGCCACCUCCCCUCCAGGACAUCCAGUUGCAGAUUCCUGUCCUGUCCCAUCUCCUAUUUGCACCUCAAACCACCAGCACGGUGGUACCCACGGAUGGAGAGAUGGGACAAGUUCCCUGGGGCCUGGGCCUUCACCUCCCCUUGGCCCUUGGGCGUACCCACGGCUCCUUACUGAGAGAGCAGAGAAAUAUGCAGGCACUGAACACCUUUUAUUUUGCUUUUUAGUGUGGGAGGAAUCCAGGCUGCCCUCUUGAGAUGGGUUGGGGUACAGCCAGCUCUGACCAGAGAACUGGAGUCUGUCUCCUUUCCUGAUAGCUGACAGCAGCCUGACCUGCAUAAAUGGGAGGAAAAAUCAGCAUUGCAGGCAGGUGGUUGCCACCCAUGCAGGAGCUCUCCCUGCCCUUCUCAGCCCCACAGAGGCCUACAGUCCUUCUCUGUGGCUUCCAGCCAGUACCCAGUCUGUGGCUUAGCUGGCUAAUCCAUUUCUUCCAUGUGUGACCUGGGAACGGUGUCCACGGAGACUUGGAUACCUGAGGUGAUAUUCAGACCACUGGUGGGAGGAGAAGGUGACUAGAAGAUGAUUUCACGUAGUCUUGGUCAUUCCCAAACCAAACCCCAGAGGUUUCCACAUACCAUGUGACUCAUGGGCUCUCAAGAGUUGGUGGUACUGAAUUCACGGGAGAUCAAAGAAUAUGGAGUUUUAUAGCAGGCUGGGCCCAGUCAGGGAAAACACCGAAUGGAAAUGUGUUGUUGGGUGUUGCAACCCCAAAAUAUUCCUGACCAGCUUCUUUCCCUUCUACCUGUAGACAGAGAGCAUGAUAUCCAGCCUGGCUCCCAGCUGAUGUGAGCUGGAGGGAGUGCCAUGGAUUAUUUUUGCUGGAGUUGUAGGAGAGCUUCAUUGGGGACCACAGUGUCCUAGUUUGAAAUAAGACUGCAGCAAAGAAUUGGGCACCUGUGUUUAUAGACUCCCUAGGGCAGCCUGUCUCAUCACCUCUGCAUGACAACAGCCAGCACAAUAAAGGCUGGCUGUUUUUUUUUUUUUUGGUCACUUCAGUAAUAGUAAUGAUUAACAGUAAUUAUCAGAACAGUAGUGGGAGUGUCCCAUAAUGCUAGUGGAUGGGGGAAUUCCACUAAGCACAUCUGCUCCAAUGCUUAGUGCUGGUUACCAGGCCAAACAAAUAUACUGGGGACCCGUGGCUCUUUCCUAGAUUUGGUUUCUGGAACAUGUUCUGGCUAAGCUGGUUUCAGGUGAAUUGCUGUUUACUCCAUCAUCCCUAAUGACACAUUCCUCCUGCCCAGGGUGCCCCAGCUCCCUGUGUGCAUGGCUGGUGUGCAGGUGACAGUCACUGCUGUGUCGCAGCCAAAACGUGGAGUCUGCGGAUGGCUGAAGUCCCGGUGGUGGAGCAGGGCCUGGAGCACAGGGCGAGUCACAGCUCAGUGCUGCUUUGGAUUCAGCAGGCCAAGCACAGGCAGGGAAACAGCCCUCUAGUCAGCCUUUCCUCUGCUCCUACAUGCUUGAGAUAUAAGAGCAAAAUAUUUAUCAAGGGCCAAAAUACACUUGCCAAAGGGAUUGAAGCCAGUGUAGCCAAGGCCUGUGAUGGCCAAGAUUCCCAGAUGGAGCAGUGAAGAGUCAGGGGCUCUGCUGAUGGUGUGUGUGCAGCACAUAUUGCUCAGGCUUUAGUGCAGGCCUUAAAGGCUGGCCCCGUGCUUCAGCAGGUCUGUGCUUCUCACUGACAGUGUCUUCCUCUUGUCUUCCCCAUGCUGGCACCAGCUGUCCCGAUGGGAGGGGGAGGUACAGGAGAGGGAUGGAAGGUCGUGGUGGAGAGCCCACAGCCAGGAGGGACUGCUGUGCAGAAAACCUGAGAGCAGCUGGUGAGUCACACCAGUCCCCACCGCAGUGGGUUUGCUGUCAUUUCAUUGUCCUGAGGUGGAUGUCACUCUCUGGGCAGAGCCAUCGAGCGGGUGGGCUGUAGGGUUGUCCACCAGGAACGUGCUGCCAUGUAGAAAUUUCAGUUCUAUUGGCUCCUGAUCCGGGGCCUAAAUGAUGCACCCAUGCGUGCACAUGGUGACUUGUCAGAGAAGGCAAUUUUCGUCUUUGCAUAUGUUCUGUCUCUCAGUGGUUCAUCCUUGUCCCUGAAGAAUGAGAAAUUCUCUGGAAGAGAUUAAUUUAUAAACUCAAAAGAAGUGCUGAUGGACAGAACAGCACACAGGACUGAUGGGUAUGGGGCUGGUGUUCUCCCAGCUUGCUUGCGACCUACUACAUGCUGUGGGGAAAUCCCCUUUGCUUCAAGCUUUAUCCUUCUAUUAUUCUGUUCUAUGUAAUUACUCUAAACAGUUCACCCAAAGCAAGAAGAAAUAAUUAAUAGAUACAGGGGCAGUGAUAUGGGGAGGACUUGGCUUGAUAGCACUCUCAGCAAGGGCACAGGUUUGUCUAGCACCAAGUAAAGGGAGAAGCCAUGGAAAGACUCCACAAAUGAGAGAAGCUUCAACCCCUCGGAGGCUAAGAAAUCACUCAGCAUGGAGCACCGGGCUGUAAUUAGGAAAGGGAAAUCACCCAGCUGAGCAUUAAGAAGUUCUUGCUGCCCGUGAGAUGUGUUGAGCCAUUCAGGAUUUGCCCAGGGGAGAGUAAUGGAAAAGUCAUACAAGCCAGGAGAACGAAGUUUUAAAACUGCCCUUUAGGGAGGAGUGCAGCACGAACUGGGAGACCUGUCUCCCUUUUCAAUGCUAUCUUCUGAGAUGGAUGAGAAGUAGCUGCUUGGGGGUUUUUUCUUUCUUUUUUAAAUGGCUGGUUAAUGCUGACCCAAGAAGUUGGCAAAGAAAUCAGUGAAUUUGGGUAAUUGUUCUUUAUUUUAAUAGCAAAACAUCUGUGUUGUCCAGUAACUUUGACCUCAUGCUGUGUUUACAGGAAGAGGCAUAGGCCACUUUCAGCCCUGGGUGCAGAAUUUGAACUCUUAUAGUUUAUAGGAGAGACUGGUUGUUUAAGAACACUUGACCUAAUUCAUCCCUCACAUUCAUGGCAAAUUUGACCUUUAAAUGGAGUAAUUUGGCUCAAGGUUUUUUCUGUACUCCAUUUCCUCCAGACGGUUGUGUCUACGUAUUCCAGUUAAAAAUACAUUCCCUUCUUAGGGCAUUUGUGUUCCCAUCAGUCCCAAGACUAAUUUAUGAUUUACCAUUUAUGAUUUUCGUAAAAUCAUGGAAUCAUUUAGGUUGGAAAGGCCCUCUAAGAUCAUUUAGUCCAACCAUUCCCCCAGCACUGCGAAGCCCACCUCUGAACUGUGACCCCAACACCACACCUAUGUGCCCUUUAUAUCCCUUCAGGAACUUAAUAUUAAUCUUGUGUAGUUCAAAUGAAAAUGCCAUCAAGAGUGAGGUGCAUUCCAACUGACAUCUGACCUUCUGAGACUAUUUCUUGACCAUCUCUCAUGCUGUGCCAUAAAAGCUUGCUGUAUGUAAGUCUGCUUACACACAUACUGACGUGCACUCAUGCUGUUUGAAAAGUGCUGGAUGAUUUUCCCAAGAAUUUAUGAAAUUGCUGCUUUUUGUUACUUUGCGCGUGCACAUAACAGUGAUGAGUGCAUCAGUGCAAGACUAGGAAUGAUUUUCCUUCCAUUUCAAAAGUACUUUCUAACAAGAAAAGAUGUUGAUUUUGCGAAUUGGUGUUGUUUUCAACAGAUGAAAGCAAUGCAGAUCCAUCCCCACAGCAGCAACGCAUAAAACCAGGUGCAAGUCCUACAGAAGGCAGCUAAGGUAAGUGCUACAGACACUUGCCAUGUAUGGUUUUAGUUUUGUAAAAACAUAUAGAUAAGGUGGCAGUUUGUUGCUGUGAACACGUGUAUUCUUCUACAGCAAAUCUCCUCAUUUUCUCCAUGAGGAAAAUAGACACCACAGAAAAAUAUACAUUUAAGCUCUGUUUUUUCCUCUUUAACUCAAAAGGGGCAUGUUGUUCAUAGAAAGUGCUGUGUGUCAUCAGUGGUGGAUACGCUGACAGACAAGGCUCAGUCUGUAGCCUUGCAAUUAGCACUGCUGUGAAUCUGCUGCUCUGUCCCAAAAGGAGAGAUGAAUGCUUGAGACAUUGGAAGGGGCUAAAGCAAGGAGUUGAGCUGAACCUCUGUACUUUGUAAAGAGAGGAUUUCUUUAAAGGUGGUUAUUAAGGCGUUGCAAGGUAAUAAAGCAAGCGUUUUGCGCAAGUUCUUAAGGCA